Molecule: messenger RNA, 3893 nt
Organism: Chlorocebus sabaeus (green monkey)
Lineage: Eukaryota; Metazoa; Chordata; Mammalia; Primates; Cercopithecidae
Source: RefSeq, a predicted model, not a curated record
AUGAAGAUAAUUGCAUAUUUUUGCAUUUGGGCAGUAGCAUGGACCAUUCCAGUUCCUCAAAGCAAACCACUGGAGAGGCAUGUCGAAAAGUCCAUGAAUUUGCAUCUCCUAGCAAGAUCAAACGUGUCAGAACAGGAUAAGUUAAAUGUCAGUGGAACCAUCAAAGAAAGUGGUGUCCCCGUGUGUGAAGGUGAUAAAGGAAGGCAAGAGAAUACCCAAGAUGGUCACAAGGGAGAAGGGAAUGGCUCUGAGUGGGCAGAAGUAGGAGGGAAGAGUUUUUCUACAUAUUCCACAUUAGCAAACGAAGAGGGGAAUAUUGAGGGCUGGAAUGGGGACACAGGAAAAGCAGAAACAUAUGAUCAUGAUGGAAUACACGGGAAAGAAGAAAACACCACAGCAAAUGGCAUCCAAGGACAAGUAAGCAUCAUUGACAAUGCCGGAACCACAAACAGAAGCAACACUAAUGGAAAUACUGAUAAGAAUACCCCAAAUGGGGAUGUUGGAGAUGCAGGUGGCAAUGAAGAUGUCACUGUUGUCCAAGAAGAUGGACCCCAAGUAGCUGGAAGCAAUAACAGUACAGACAAUGAGGAUGAAAUAAUUGAGAAUUCCUGUGGAAAUGAGGGUAAUACAAGUGAAAUAACACCUCAGAUCAACAGCAACAGAAAUGGGACUAAGGAGGCUGAGGUAACACCCAGCACUAGAGAAGAUGCAGGCCUGGAUAAUUCCGAUGGGAGUCCUAGUGGGAAUGGAGCAGAUGAGGAUGAAGACAAGGGUUCUGGUGAUGAUGAAGAUGAGGAAACAGGGAAUGGAAAAGACAGUAAUGAUAACAGCAAGGGACAGGAGGGCCAGGAUGGCCAGGACCACGGGAAAGAAGAUGAUCAUGAUAGUAGCACAGGUCAAAAUUCGGAGAGUAAUGAAGAUUAUGACCCUGAAGGCAAAGAAGCUCCCCAUAAUGACGCUGAUGGAGACAACACCUCCAAGAGUGAGGAGAAUUCUGCUGGUAUUCUGGAAGACAAUCUCAGCCAAAGAAUGGAGGACACCCAGAAACUCAACCACAGAGAAAGCAAAGGUGUAGAAAACGGAAUCACCAAAGAAUCAGAGCCACACGCUGUUGGGAAGAGCCAAGAUAAGGGAAUAGAAAUCAAAGGUCCUAGCGGUGGCAACAGAAAUAUUACCAAAGAAGUUGGGAAAGUCAAUGAAGAUAAAGAGGAUAAAGGACAACAUGGAAUGAUCUUGGGCAAAGGAAAUGUCAAGACACAAGGAGAGGUUGACAACAUAGAAGGACCUGGCCAAAAACCAGAACCAGGAAAUAAAGUUGGACACAGCAACACAGGUAGUGACAGCAAUAGUGAUGGAUAUGACAGUUAUGAUUUUGAUGAUAAGUCCAUGCAAGGAGAUGAUCCCAAUAGCAGUGACGAAUCUAAUGGCAAUGAUGAUGCUAAUUCAGAAAGUGACAAUGACAGCAGUAGUCGAGGAGAUGCUUCUUAUAACUCUGAUGAAUCAAAAGAUAAUGGCAAUGGCAGUCACUCAAAAGGAGAAGAAGAUGAUGACAAUGAUAGUACAUCAGACACUAAUAAUAGUGACAGUAAUGGCAAUGGUAACAAUGGCAAUGAUGACAAUGACAAAUCUGACGGUGGCAAAGGUAAAUCAGAUAGCAGUGACAGCAGUGAUAGUAGUGACAGUGAUAGUAGUGAUAGCAGCAAUAGCAGUGAUAGUAGUGACAGCAGUGACAGUGACAGCAGUGAUAGCAACAGUAGCAGUGAUAGUAGUGACAGCAGUGACAGUGACAGCAGUGAUAGCAACAGAUGCGGUGAUAGUAGUGACAGCGGUGACAGUGACAGCAGUGAUAGCAACGGUAGCGGUGAUAGUAGUGAUGGUGACGGUGACGGCAGUGAUAGCAACAGUAGCAGUGAUAGUGGUGACAACAGUGACAGUGACAGCAGUGAUAGCAACAUUAGCAGUGACAGUAGUGACAGCAGUGAUAGCAGUGAUAGUAGUGAUAGUAGUGACAGCAUUGACAGUGACAGCGGUGAUAGCAGUGACAGUGAUAGUAGUGAUAGCAGCAAUAGCAGUGACAGUAGUGAUAGCAAUAGCAGUGACAGUAGUGGUGAUAGCAGUGACAGUGAUAGUAGUGAUAGCAGCAAUAGCAGUGACAGUAGUGAUAGCAAUAGCAGUGACAGUAGUGACAGCAGUGAUAGCAGCAACAGUAGUGAUAGUAGUGACAGCAGCAACAGUGACAGUAGUGAUAGUAGUGACAACAGCGACAGCAAGUCAGACAGCAGCAAAUCAGACAGCAGUGAUAGUGACAGUAAGUCAGACAGCAGUGACAGCAACAGCAGUGACAGUAGUGACAAUAGUGAUAGCAGUGACAGCAGCAAUAGCAGUGACAGCAGUGAUAGUGAGAGCAGCAGUAGCAGUGACAGCAGCAACAGCAGUGAUAGUAGUGACAGUAGUGACAGCAGCAAUAGUAGUGACAGCAGCAACAGCAGUGACAGUAGUGAUAGUAGUGACAGCAGUGAUAGUAGUGACAAUAGCAAUAGCAGUGACAGCAGUGAUAGCAGUGACAGCAGCGAUAGCAGUGACAGUAGUGACAGUAGCAAUAGUAGUGACAUAAGCAAUGGCAGUGACAGCAGCGAUAGUAGUGACAGCUUACUUAAUAACAAUAACACUCAACAUCUCCUAUUAACAAAUAAUAACAAUGUAAUAAAUGAAAGUAACCGGCGGUAGCGGUGACGGCAUUAGCAGUGACUGGCAAGCGAUAGUAGUGACAGCAGCAAUAGCAGUGACAGCAGCGAUAGUAGUGGCAAUAGUAGUGACGGCAAUAGCAGUGACAGCAGUGAUAGCAGUGACAGCAGCAAUAGUAGCAACAGCAGCGAUAGCAGCGACAGCAGCGAUAGCAGUGACAGCAGCGAUAGCAGUGACAGCAGCAACAGCAGUGAUAGCAGCGACAGCAGUAACAGCAGUGAUAGUAGUGACAGCAGCAACAGCAGUGACAGCAGUGAUAGCAGCAAUAGCAGCAAUAGCAGUGACAGGGUGACGGCAGUGAUAGUGGCGACAGCAGUGGCAGCGGGCGAUAGUAACGGUGACAGCAGUGACAGCAGUGAUCGCAGCGACAGCGGUAAGUAGUGACUUGAUGAUAGCAGUGACAGCAGCGAUAGCAGUAACAGCAGUGACAGUAGUGACAGCAGUGAUAGCAGUGACAGCAGCGAUAGUAGUGACAGCAGUGACAGCAGUGACAGCAGUGAUAGCGAUAGCAGUGAUAGCAGUGACAGCAGCGACAGCAGUGAUAGCAGUGACAGCAGCAACAGCGACAGCAGUGAUAGCAGUGACGGCAGCGAAGCAUGAGGCAGCGGUGAUAGCAGUGACGGCAGUGCGGCCCGUGACGGCAGUGAUAGCAGUGACGGCAGCUGUAUUGGCAGUGACAGCAAUAGCAGUGACAGCAGUGAUACAGCAACGCUUGGCGACAGCAGUAAUGCCAGUGACAGCACAUCUGACGGCAGUGAUGAGAGUGACAACCAGGCCAAGUCUGGUAAUGCAGUAGCAACAAUGGAAGCUAACAGCAGUGACAGCAGUGAUAGCAGUGACAGCAGCAAUAGCAGUGACAGCAGUGAUAGUGACGGCAGCAACAGCAGUGCUAGCAGUGACAGCAGCAAUAGCAGUGACAGCAGCAACAGCAGCGACAGCAGUGAUAGCAGUGACAGCACAUCUGACAGCAGUGAUGAGAGUGACAACCAGAGCAAGUCUGGUAAUGGUAACAACAAUGGAAGUGACAGUGACAGUGAAGGCAGUGACAGUAACCACUCAACCAGUGAUGAUUAGAACAAAAGAAAACCCAUAAGAUUCCCUUUGUGAAAAGUUUGGUGAUGGGAUAGGAAAAAAAGAUUUCCAAGAAA